Molecule: messenger RNA, 546 nt
Organism: Lingula anatina
Lineage: Eukaryota; Metazoa; Brachiopoda; Lingulata; Lingulida; Lingulidae
Source: RefSeq, a predicted model, not a curated record
AUGAGAAUCAUCAUAGAGCCGUCAUUGGACUGGCAGACACCACUGUACAGCGUUUUUGUAGACUUCCAGAAGGCGUUUGACAGCGUGGACAGGGAGGUCAUCUGGAAACUGAUGCAGCACAUCACCUCAAAGUACAUCACCAUCAUUCAGCAGCUGUAUGAAGAUGCAACCUGCCAAGUCAUACACGAGGGAAAGCUAACUGACCCCUCCCAGAUACAGUCUGCUGUACGUCAGGUGAUGGUGGUGGACUGGAUUAUGCGGCAAUCUACUGCAGGCCAUAAGACCGGCAUCCAGUGGACAUUCACCAAGCAGUUGGAAGACCUCGACUUUGCAGAUGACAUUAGCCUUCUCUCUCACAGACAACAACAUGCCCAGGAGAAACUAGAACGUGUCGCAGUAGAGGCAGAGAAGACUGGCCUCAGGGUCAACAUCAGGAAGACCGAGGUCCUACGCAUCAACAACCAACAGCAAGACCCUCUAAUUUCUACAGCAGGAGGAGAUCAAGGAAGUAGACAAGUUAACUUACCUGGGCAGCGUAGUGAGUAA